AUGGAAACAGACUGUAAUCCCAUGGAGCUGAGCGGCGUGUCAGGAUUUGAAGAAGAAGCUGAGCUUAAUGGCUUUGAAGGAACUGAUAUGAAAGACAUGAGGCUGGAAGCCGAAGCAGUUGUAAAUGAUGUUCUCUUUGCUGUUAACACCAUGUUUGUCUCAAAAACGCUGCGCUGUGCAGACGAUGUGGCCUACAUCAAUGUGGAAACAAGGGAAAGGAACAGAUACUGCCUGGAGCUCACUGAAGCAGGGCUCAGGGUGGUAGGGUAUGCUUUCGACCAGGUGGACGGUCAUUUACAGACUCCCUACCACGAAACAGUCUACUCCUUAUUGGAUACGCUCAGCCCUGCAUACCGGGAAGCAUUUGGAAAUGCGCUCCUUCAAAGACUGGAAGCUUUGAAAAGAGAGGGACAGUCAUGA
Molecule: messenger RNA, 420 nt
Organism: Rangifer tarandus platyrhynchus (Svalbard reindeer)
Lineage: Eukaryota; Metazoa; Chordata; Mammalia; Artiodactyla; Cervidae
Source: the annotation of a GenBank genome assembly